CACAUUUUUUUGAAAAUUUCCGUUUUAUUUUGAAUAUGUUAUCAACAAUUUUAAAACGUGCUGUUCCUCUGCAAAGAUUGGUAUCAAUGCCGAGAAUAAAACCGACACCACGACAAAUUGGUAGCUUACUUCCACCCUCUCAAUACGAUGUACCGAUACCGAGGAAGCUGCAUCUCAUGUACGCUCUGCGCACUUACUGGGAAAUUAUACCUCUGUUUCUUGUGACAUGCACAAGUUUGUCGCUUAUGGUAUUCUCUUUGGCUUGGGCCUUUAAAAAUAAGGUGGACGUAGUAUACACAGCUCGUAGCCGUGAAAACAUAUCACGUACAAUGAAUUUACGGUAUCCGUCUGUCCACAAAAUAAUUACAAUCAACCAGCGCUACGAGCCCUGGCCCGAGAUGCAGGACGCGCUCGACAAGAUGGUGAUGGCGGAGAAGAGAGCGCUCGUACGUUUGCAGACGUGCAAUUACUGAGUACGUUUCAUGCUUCCCUUGUAGAACGUAGUCUUUAUAUUUUGUUGACUAUUUGUUUUUAAAUAAAACGAACG
Messenger RNA from Nymphalis io (European peacock), 547 nucleotides. RefSeq lists its product as uncharacterized. The transcript has 2 exons. Lineage: Eukaryota; Metazoa; Arthropoda; Insecta; Lepidoptera; Nymphalidae. The record is from RefSeq and is a predicted model, not a curated record. Bases 36 to 473 code for a protein of 145 amino acids.